GCUCGGGUAGCUGUCAAACUGGACGAUGUAAAUUCCGAAACCAGCGCCGGAAAGUGUGAAAAAAAAAUGCUACGACCCGAGGUGGUGGAAAAGCUGGAGUGUCCCUCCGUCGGGCUGGCCACCUCGUGGGCGAUUGGUCGGCGGAGUGUUCCGUGCGAAAGUCUGGCCGAGUGUCAAAGCCUGUUCAAGCGGCAGUAUUGGCCAUUCCCGAAAGCAAAGAUCGGCAAGAGCAGCAGCAAGGCAGCGAAGCUCCGCGAGCAGGGCAAUGCGGCGUACAAGCAGUCACCGGACGAUCCGGCCAAAGCGCUGGAGUUGUACAACCAGAGCAUCGCCAUGGCCGAGGAAGGUUCAGCCGAUUUGGGCCUUGGCUAUGCGAACCGAUCGGCGGUGUACUUCAACCGCAAGCUGUACCGCGAAUGUUUGCAGAACAUUGAGCUGGCCCGGCGUCAUAAUUAUCCCACCGAAAUGAGGCCGAAGCUGGCGGCGCGUGAGCAGCGCGUUAGGGAGCAGCUGAAGGAAACGGGCGGUAGCAACGCGGCGGCGAAACCGAAUGCCCCAACGCGCCACUGCUCGAUAAAGGCCUGUCUGGAGGUGGGGGAAGACGGAGAAGGCAUUCGAACGAACCGUAGCCUGGAGGAUGGCGCGAAGGUGCUGGUGGAAAAACCGUUCGUACUGGUGCUGGAGGCGGAACUGGCCUACCAGCGGUGCGACUUUUGCGGUGCAACCAACGAACACAACCUGCGACCAUGCACGGGCUGCACCGGCGUGAUGUACUGUAGCGAGGAAUGCCAGGAGCAGUCGUACCAGCGCUACCAUCAGUUUGAGUGUGAAAUCGUUGACGAUCUGCAGCUGCUCUUUCGCGGUCCCAAACCGACCCGAAUGUUUCACGUGGUGUUGCGUCUGUUCUGGCACGCGGUGCUACUGUUCCUGGAGGAUCCGGAAGCUUUUCUGCGGCGCGUGGAGACGCCGGCCGAGCUGGAGCAGUAUCGCGAUCCGUUUGCGCUGGAACCGACCGACUAUGUGCUGCAUCAGCUUGCCAUCUACAAGGAUCGGGAACCAAACCCGGAAGACAGCAAAGAUAUGACGGGUAGAUGCGUAACACAGUUUAUGGCGAUUCUCAUGUACGCCAUCGCGGUCAAGGAAAAUGUCUCCCUGUGGUCCCGGCUGCAGGCAGUGGAGGGUAGCGAGAAGCUGCCCCAUAUAUUGUUCCGAUUGGUCCAGAGGGUUGCUGCGAUGGAUCACAAGAUGGAGGGUGUUACCUGUUUCUAUCCCUUCACCCGUCGGCUGCGGCGUUCGAGCACACCGAACGCGAAACAGUCAGUGGACGAGCAGCUGCAAUCCGUGGUCGUUCUGACGGGGCCAGUUGCCGAGGGGCAGGAGAUAACAAUCCUUGAUGAAGAAAAAUAGGGGCAAAGGCGCAACGAGUAACGCAGCAGGCGUUUUCAAUUUGGAAUCGGGUGUGUACGUCGUAUAACAAAAAGAAGAAAAAGAGCAUUGAAUUGUGUAUGCCAUAUGAUUCACUGUGGCCGUCCUUUGAAAAGGUAUUAAUAGUUAGAGCGAAUUGCUUGGAAUAACUUCAACGAACAAAUGCUACGGAACUGAAAUAAACCGUCAGUUUGAACUCGCA
Molecule: messenger RNA, 1627 nt
Organism: Anopheles merus
Lineage: Eukaryota; Metazoa; Arthropoda; Insecta; Diptera; Culicidae
Exons: 2
Coding region: 67-1407 (446 amino acids)
Molecular function (GO): protein binding
Source: RefSeq, a predicted model, not a curated record